UUAAACAAUGUGAUGAAACCACCGAACGCAAGUGUGCGAAACGUGUAACCCACUUUAAUCUCUUCUCACAAAAAACACAGAAAAAGAAAAGGAUUGCAUUAGACAUUUAAUGGAUCAUCAAGUAAAAUUUGUGGUGGAAGCCUCGGAGGCUGAGUCGAUUACCCAGAAACUGGGCCUACCCUCAGUCCGGCACCUUCUCCCUGUGUUGGUUGAACCGGCCCAGAGCCUUGCCCGGCCACCCAUCUCCAAUUACCACGUCGGCGCCGUUGGCCUCGGCUCUGACGGCCGUCUCUUCCUCGGUGUUAACCUGGAAUUCCCUGGCCUACCACUUAAUCACUCCGUCCACGCCGAGCAGUUUCUCCUGACCAACCUCGCGGUCCACAACUGCCCCCGCCUCGUCGCAUUCGCCGUCUCCGCCGCCCCCUGCGGCCACUGCCGACAGUUCCUUCAAGAACUCCGAAACCCUUGCUCUCUCCAAAUCCAUAUCACAUCUCAACAUCAAAACAAUCAUUUCGAACCAUUGCGUGAAAUCCUGCCCAACCCAUUUGGUCCAUUCGAUCUCCUGGAUGACGAAACUCCUUUGCUCCUCGAGCGUCAUAAUAACGGUUUGUCCCUGCUGGAUCGUGAUGGAGGAGAUCUGUGCAACGGGUUCGAUUCAAAUCCCCAAUCUAAGAGAUCGGGAAAUCUUCUAACCACCAAUGGGUUUUGCAAAUAUGCCGAAACGGAGAGGAGUACCCUUCUAAAAAUUGCAGCUUUGAAAGCUGCUAACAAUUCACAUGCACCUUAUAGUGGUUGUCCAUCAGGGGUGGCAAUCAUGGAUUGUGAUAGCAAGAUUUAUAAAGGUUCUUAUGUGGAAUCUGCCGCUUAUAAUCCAAGUUUAGGGCCAGUGCAAGCGGCAUUGGUGGCCUUUGUGGCCGGAGGAGGGGGUGGAUAUCAACGGAUUGUGGCAGCAGCUUUGGUGGAGAAGGAGACAGCUAAUGUAAGGCAAGAGGAUACUGCUAGGCUCUCUCUCAUGUUGAUUUCUCCUCAAUGUGACUUUACAGUUUUCCACUGCUGCUCUUUUGAUGAAAAUGGGUGUAAAAAUGAUUGAAGAUUUAACCAAUAUUUGUUCAUUCUACAGUUGCAACUUGGUUUGUAAAAGUAUAUCCACUUUGAUGAUUAUCAAUGAAAUUAAUAAUAAUAACAUAUUAAUCCACAAUCCUUUUAGGAUUCA
This is a messenger RNA of Capsicum annuum, 1213 nucleotides long. Its product is annotated as cytidine deaminase 1-like. NCBI's taxonomy places the organism in Eukaryota, Viridiplantae, Streptophyta, Magnoliopsida, Solanales, Solanaceae. Gene Ontology annotation, cellular component: cytosol. The coding region runs from base 110 to 1090 and encodes 326 amino acids. Gene Ontology annotation, molecular function: cytidine deaminase activity; zinc ion binding. The record is from RefSeq and is a predicted model, not a curated record. The transcript has a single exon.